Scaptodrosophila lebanonensis is the source of this 319-nucleotide messenger RNA. RefSeq lists its product as uncharacterized. NCBI's taxonomy places the organism in Eukaryota, Metazoa, Arthropoda, Insecta, Diptera, Drosophilidae. Bases 3 to 245 code for a protein of 80 amino acids. The record is from RefSeq and is a predicted model, not a curated record. The transcript has a single exon.
AUAUGCACAAGUCGCAAAAAGGCAGUCAAUGCUGGACACUUCUCCUGCUCAGCUCUCUCAUUAUGAUGGUACUGUUGGGAUUAAGCUACUGGUGGUUUGUGCCGCAUCAGCAAACCUUUUGGUCCGUGUUGGGAUCAUCAAGCGAGAAUACAGAUGGACCUAAGUUUUAUUUUCCGCCUCGACUGGUGCCGAAGGAGUUGAAACUGCGACGUGAGCAGCCAUUUAUCUACCAAAUACUCCAUUAAUCGUAGAAAUGUUAGUUUACCUUAUUUAUUAUUAACUAAUGUAGGCAAUAAAUUACAUUUGUAGAGAUAUAGUA